UCGCCGACGUGAUUAAUUGGAGGAGAAGAUCAUGUGACUAAACCGUUACGGUGGCCAGCGUGUAAAUAUGUAAAUAACAAUUUCAUUUAUCUUGCAUUGGAUUAUGGUGGAUUUUGAACAGGGAGAUGAGAGAUACAUUAUUGGCGACGGGCCAUGAGUAAAUGUAACAUUGUGUGAGCCUAAAACGGAAAUGUAAUUUAGCAAGAAAAGUUGAACUACUAGCCAGCCCGAGUUUGAAAGUAAACGUACGCUGAUUACAGUGCGUGCAUAUGUUUGCAUUUUAGCCAAAACAAACGCGGUUGCACAGCUGUUUAUUUGAAAUUGCACGUGGAAUGUGCCCUACCAACGUGCUUGGCAGGUAGCUAUGCUAGCUAGUUAAUAGAGCUAGCAUUGUUAUGCUAGAUCGCUAACUAGUUUAGCUAGCUGGCAAAUUGUACCGAACGAGAAGUGGACAACGCAUCCGACAACCUUAUCUAGCUAGCUAUAUCUAACCUUUACUGACCAGACAAAAAAAAACGUGAUUUUAUCAAGAUAGUGAAGCAACUCGAGUAAGAACUUUGUCAUGGGUCUGGUGAACCUAGUCUUUUGCACCAUUGGGAAAUGUUUCAAUUUCAUAUCUUUACUCCUGGACCUACGUCUCCUGGCGGCAUGUAUCACCUUUGUGAAUAACCUACCCAUGUUACUGACCAACUCAAUUGUGAAGUGCUGGAACUUCACUGUGUUCUGCAUGGUCACCAUGAUGGACAGCGUAACACUUUUGGCCCAGGGCACAGUCAACAUGUUGGGGCGCUGGCUGCACCUCUUGGGGGGUGUUCUGGAGAGUUUCAAAAUGGUGUGCUACUUGUCCUCACAUGUUCUCCUGCGUGUCAGGGAUCUGUUCCACCGUGGGCUGCUGUGUGGCCACUGCUUGCUGCAGCAGGUGUGGGAGGGCUGUGGCAUUGCGGUCAGCCUGGUGUUCUACCUGGUCAACACGGUGGUCAACCUGCUGCUCAUCGGGACACAGAACGUCUACUCUGUUGUAGUCAGCAUGUGGGAGGCAGUCUCCUGCCCCCUGCAGAAGGCUGUGGAGCUCACCCUCACACUCUUCACCUUUCUGUACAGCAGCCUGGUUGGCACCUCAGUCGUUCUCUGGACUCCCAUCAGGCUGGCCCUGGAGUUCCUGGGCUCGCUCGGACACAUCUUCGCCAGCGUCUUCCUCCUGAACAUCUAUGGCCUCAUUCUCACAGUGACCAUUGUUGUCACCGCCACAGUCUAUAUGAACCCUGAGCUGACCAGUCUUGGAGCCCGGCGCGCCUUCGGUUUUGUCAACUCUGUCCCCACCCUGCAUCUCAUACAGAGGGCGCUCCAUCGACUCUACGUGCUGGAGAGGGGCGUGUGGCAGAGGCUUCAGCGGCAGGCCAGCCGCCUACACCAAACGAUAACACCAGUCUACAGGAACAUCAGACUGAGGGGUGACGGCCACGCCAGGCAACCUGAGCCCAGUGACAGAGAACAGGGGGCUCUUACGGACAGUAGGGAAGGAGACGCAGCACCACCCGCUGAACAUGCUGCCCGGCCACGCCAGCUAAUGGAUGACCUGUGGGACCUAGCAUUCCCCAGCUCCAGCAGCACAGACAGGCCUUUACAGAAACUCUCAUCGGGGGAGGGGUGCUCCAGCUCCAAGGGUCCCCCGGCCGACAACCUACUGACUCUGCUCAAGGAGUAUGAGGAGAGGAAGAAGUGCGUCAUCUGCCAGGACAGCACCAAGACAGUGGUGCUGCUGCCCUGCCGCCACCUGUGUCUGUGUCGGGACUGUACUCACAUACUGCUGCGCCAGCCCAUCUACCAGCAGAACUGUCCGCUCUGCCGCCAUAUGAUCCUUAAUACCAUGGAUGUGUAUCUCUGAGGGACCAAAUGGGGGAGGGGCAUUACCCAGAGUGCUGCAUUGUUAACAUGUUGAAUCUCAGGUUUAGGAUGUGCAGAGACUAUAGGCUACAUCUACACCUGCAGUACAUUGCAGCGCAGACGCACGCUAUCCAAGUCCAGUGCACUGCUGAAAUGGCUUGUCGUCCGUGGCUGAUGUCAUAAAUGAUGCCUGUAUUUUGUUCAGACCACCAUGACAGUGCUUGCCAAAAUGUUUAUACUUGUUUGUUCAUAUUACUGAACACUUCAUGUUCUAUACACUUCAUGUCGUUCCAAACUGUGUGCGAACCCAAUAAGGAAUGUUUGCUGUAUAGCAGUUAAUUUACUUUAUUCAGCAUAUGUUCCGUUUGAAAGCAUUCCAUUGGCAGUUUAAAACACUGGAGACAAUACCGUACGUACCAAAUGCUGUCGUAAAAGCCCCUUUUGUAGCUUAUGUAUAGGUUUAAAUGGUGACAACCUCUCAAAUGCAAUUUGUCAAUAGCCAAUAUUGUUCCAAGCAGUUCACAUCCAGAGACCCAUAAAAAGUGUGAAAUGGUUUUGUAUUGUGGGAAAGGGUUAAUUUCAUAAGCUAUGGUUGUCUAAAAAUAUCAGUGUCAGAAAUUAUUAACCAGAUCUAUCUGUCUUGUCAUAUGAAAAAAAAUGUUGGUUUUGUUCAAAUUAUUAUUCCAUCAUUUUUGUCACUAUAGCCAAUUCUUUCCACUAUGCUGACACAUGAACACUACCUAAUUUAUGCUCCACACAAGGUUUAUUCAUCUUUAUAGUUCUUAAAAUGUUUUUAACUUGUGAUCAAACAUUGAUAUGUUCACAAUUACCACCAUUAGUCAGUAAUGGGUUCAUAAUUCCUUGUUUCAAUUUUGUCUCUUUGCUCAAAAUAAGUAUUGAUCAAAGCUCUGUGAAAUGCCAUGUUGAAGAUUUACAGCACAAACUGCAAUGGUUAUUGAAUUAGAUUGCAAGUGUUGGAGAAAGGCCUGUUAAGUGACAAUAAAAGCAAAAGGCUGGUGAGUCAUAUUUGAUAUGCCUUUUUUGGGCCAAGGUUUCAUAAAUGUUGGAUAGGCUCUGCCCGUAAUAUAUUUUGGGGUCAAACACGAUGGACUGACUUCAAUAUUGUGACAGAGGAGCCAGAACGUGAACCAUAGUGUGACUGAUGUCCUGUGACUGUCUUAGUCUCAUUGACAUUGUGUAGCCUAUAAUCAUUUCCCACUGUCUUUGUUCCAAUCAGAAGUCUUAACAUGGGUCUGUUAUUUCAACAGAUGCUGUAAUCACUCAUUCAAUACUUUGCCUUUUAUCUAGUGCCAAACCAACAUUUUCCAAAAGGCCUGCCAUUUUCUUAACACCCUAUGUAAAAAAAUAUAAUAACUAUAAAACCAAGAAUGGUCUAUGAUGUGAAAUAUUGAUAAAAAUCUGGAGAGAGAAAAGGUUGGGCCCAUGAAUUAUCUGACGUGACAUUAUAUUGAUACAAUAUGAAAAAUGAUUAGGCAUAUUAUAUUUUUGAUGUCCAGAGUAAAUUCUAGGUUAUAUUCUGAGUUGACCUCUUUUCCCAAAGCCCUUUAAUCAUUGUGUGACAUUCCUGUCUACAUAUACAGUGGACUCUUACCACAGACCACACAUGUUGCCAUUCACAUGGCUUAUUUUGUCUAGGAAGACUGACCUGUGUAUCCAGGGGACAUGGCACAAAGUUAUGGACGUUGCAAUAAGCCAUGAAUGGGGUAGCAGGUGGUUAAGAGUAGUGGGCCUGUAACUGAAAGGUUGCUGGUUUGAAUCCCUGAGCUGCAUAGUUGAAAAAUCUUAACCCUAAUUUCUCCUCUAAGUCUCGAUAAAAGAGGAUAAAUGUGUCAUGUACACAUUUAUUUUGUUUUAUAAAUGUUUCUGAAUGUGGCCAUACUCACGAAUGAGAAUGACAAAUGUCUGUGAGACAAUAAACGAACAAUCUUUCGGUAUUGUU
Messenger RNA from Oncorhynchus nerka (sockeye salmon), 3844 nucleotides. It is a transcript of the gene rnf26, whose product is annotated as ring finger protein 26. Gene Ontology annotation, biological process: protein ubiquitination; ubiquitin-dependent protein catabolic process. Gene Ontology annotation, molecular function: ubiquitin protein ligase activity. The record is from RefSeq and is a predicted model, not a curated record. Lineage: Eukaryota; Metazoa; Chordata; Actinopteri; Salmoniformes; Salmonidae.